Messenger RNA from Clonostachys rhizophaga, 801 nucleotides. The record is from the annotation of a GenBank genome assembly. Lineage: Eukaryota; Fungi; Ascomycota; Sordariomycetes; Hypocreales; Bionectriaceae.
AUGAACGUCGUAAAUCCAGCGGCGGGAACCAAUGCAUCUAAGCAACAGCACAAUGCGACAAAGUUAGCAAGAGAUGCUAUAUUCCAGAAUGAGGAAGAUCUGACCGGAGGUUGGUUUACAGCACUAGCAGCGUCGAUAUAUAUCGCCUCCUUUUCCUACGUCGGGGUUGAAAUUGUCGCGGGAACUGCACAGGAAGCCAAGUUUGUGGAUUCAAAAGCCAAUGAAUCAACAUCUGGCGGCAUCUUGAAUGGGCCUUCAAAUCGAGAAAGAUCAUCAACUAAGCUCAAGGACCCCUUUGAAUUCUCACUCUGGGUACCAAUGGUCACAACAGUCAUCUACGUUUGGGGUGGUUGGAUUGUGAGCGAAAAUAUCUAUUGGAACGACGAGAGGCUACCGGCAUCUGUGUGGUCUGAUGGAAAGACGACUCCGAACGGCGAAAGUCGUUCAAUUUUUGUCAUCGCCAACAAAGAUUCGGGCUCAGCAAAUUCCGCGACGACUUCAACUGCUCUCACAGCCUUUCUCAUCGUCCAUGUUCUAUCGACGUCGACUAGCUCACUCUACGUCGCGUCGCGAACCCUUUUUGGCUUGGCAUAUACCUCCGUUAAGUCUCGUGGUCAUACAGAGACAACGCUUUUGAGUCGCUUCCUUGACAUAUUGGUAAGGAAGAGCAAGUUCGACGUGCCGUAUGUUGCAAUCCUUGUAUCAGCAUGGCUGUGUUGGCUUCCCUUUUUAAAAUACGGCUUCAAAGCCGCAUUCUUGGACGUAAGACAAAUUCUCAUAUCAUCAAAACAAGGUGCUUGA